Molecule: messenger RNA, 4332 nt
Organism: Amaranthus tricolor (Joseph's coat)
Lineage: Eukaryota; Viridiplantae; Streptophyta; Magnoliopsida; Caryophyllales; Amaranthaceae
Product: phospholipase A I-like
Exons: 18
Coding region: 175-4089 (1304 amino acids)
Biological process (GO): fatty acid metabolic process
Cellular component (GO): membrane
Molecular function (GO): protein binding; glycerophospholipase activity
Source: RefSeq, a predicted model, not a curated record
CCUACAUGAAACCUAUAAAUACCGAAAUACAUAACCAAACUUAUUAACGUCUUCAUUUUUCUUCAUUUUUUCCGAUCACAAUUUGGGGAAUUUCUUCCAGAAUACCAUCUUCUCUAACCUUAAAUCCAAUCGAAUUCGACCUGAUUUUCUCAAUUAGAGCAACGAGAAGGCGAAAUGUCAUGGGGAUUAGGGUGGAAGAGAUCAUUAGAAAUCUUCCAUUUACGGCUCCACUUCGGCGAAGAAGAUGAGCAUGAAGAAGACGGAGAUUUUUCGAAGAAGAUUGUGGAGAUGGAAUGGACAGCAAGAGAUGAUGAAGAUCAAGUUGCAUUGAAACUACAGUCGAAAUUAAUGGUGGAGAUGCCUCCGCUAGAGGAUUCUGUUGUCGUUGAGUUAACGGAAAGAAAAAAUGAUGCAGGAGUUUCAAUGUCGAUGAAAAUUGUUCGGCGAAGAGAGCCGUUGCGAGCGAUUACAUUGUCGAGAGCUGUGGGUUCUGGUUACCAGAGUGAUGGUAGUGGUGUCUUAAUGAAGUUGUUGAAUUCUAAGGUUGCGAAUUCUGAGGUCGUAUCUGGUCUUGAUGAUGGCGUAUUGAGUUUCACUGAGCAUUGGAAUAGUGUAACUGCAUUGAGUCUUUCUGGUUGUGGUAUUUCUGUGCUGCCCGUGGAAGUGACAAAAUUUCCAUUACUCGAGAAGCUUUACCUAAAUAACAACAAGCUAUCAGUAUUGCCUCCUGAAAUUUGUCGACUCAAAAAUUUGAAAGUUUUAAGAGCUGAUGAUAAUGUGCUAGUUUCUGUUCCAGUUGAAUUGAAGCAGUGCGUUGGAUUAGUGGAGCUGUCACUAGAACACAACAAGCUGGUCCGCCCAAUAUUGGAUUUCAGGGCUAUGGCUGAAUUGCGUAUUUUAAGGUUGUUUGGAAAUCCUCUUGAAUUCCUUCCUGAAAUUUUGCCGCUACAAAAACUGUGCCACUUGUCCGUCGCCAAUGUCAGAAUUGUUGCUGAUGAAAAUUUGCGAUCUGUUGAUAUCCAAAUUGAGAAUGAGGCAACGUCCUACUUUGGUGCUUCUAGACACAGGCUGAGUGCCUUUUUCUCUCUUGUAUUCCGCUUUUCUUCCUGUCGACACCCCUUGAUUGCAUCUGCAAUGUCAAAAAUUAUGCUGGAUCACGAUAAUCGUGUGUUUGUUGGUAAAGACGAAAAUGCUGUACGACAGAUCAUAAGUAUGAUUAGCAUUGACAACCAUCAUGUGGUAGAACAAGCAUGCUUUGCUCUAUCAUCUUUUGCUGCAGAUGUAUCUGUUGCGAUGCUUUUGAUGAAAUGUGACAUUAUGAAGCCCAUCGAAGCCGUUUUAAAGUCAGCUGUUGAGAAAGAACUAAUUUCUGUGCUGCAAGUUGUGAAACACCUUGCUUUUUCAUCUGAUGCGGUCGCUCAAAAGAUAUUCACCAAGGAUGUAUUGAAAUCUCUAGAAUUGUUAUGUGCUCAUAAGAAUCGAGAGGUCCAAAGAUUAGCGCUAUUGGUGGUUGGAAAUUUGGCUUUCUGUUUGGAGAAUCGACAACAGCUAGUUACUUCUGAAAGUCUGCAGGAACUUCUUAUGCACUUGACAUCAACAGCUGAGCCACGGGUCAAUAAAGCUGCUGCUCGGGCAUUGGCAAUUCUUGGAGAGAAUGAAAUUUUACGGCGUGCGGUCAAGGGGCGACCAAUAACAAAACAAGGGCUUCGGAUUCUCGCAAUGGAUGGGGGUGGAAUGAAAGGUCUUGCAACUGUGAAAAUCCUGAAAGAAUUGGAGAAGGGGACAGGGAAACCAAUACAUGAAAUGUUUGACCUCAUAUGUGGUACAUCAACUGGUGGGAUGCUAGCUGUGGCUCUUGGUAUCAAGUCAAUGACAUUAGAUAAGUGUGAGGAAAUAUACAAGAAACUUGGCAAACUUGUCUUUACUGAACCCGUCUCAAAAGACAAUGAGGUAGCAAGUUGGAGGGAGAAGCUGGAUCAUCUGUAUAAAAGUUCAUCUCAGAGAUUCAGAGUCGCUGUACAUGGAGCAAAACACAGUGCAGAUCAGUUUGAGAGACUGUUGAAAGAGAUGUGUGCUGACGAAGAUGGAGACCUUCUGAUAGAUUCUGCUGUGAAAAGAAUACCUAAAGUUUUUGUUGUCUCUACUCUUGUUAGUGUAGUUCCUGCACAGCCGUUUGUAUUUCGGAAUUACCAGUAUCCAGCUGGAACGCCAGAGAUGUAUAUGUCACCUUUAGAAAGUUCGGCAAUCAGCUUGUCAGGUGGAGAUAUCACAAGUGCGGAAAAUGGAUACAAAUACAAUUCUUUUAUUGGGAGUUGCAAACACAUGGUUUGGCAAGCUAUAAGAGCGUCAUCUGCCGCGCCAUACUAUUUAGAUGAUUUUUCAGAUGAUGUCAAUCGCUGGCAAGAUGGUGCGAUAUUGGCUAAUAACCCAACCAUAUUUGCCAUACGGGAAGCCCAACUUUUGUGGCCUGACACUAAAAUUGAUUGUUUGGUUUCUAUUGGGUGUGGCUCUGUUCCAACAAAGGUCAGGAAGGGUGGAUGGGCAAUUUUGGACACAGUACCUGUGUUAAUUGAGAGUGCAUGUUCUGUGGAACGAGUUGAGGAGGCUUUGAGUACACUGUUAUCAUUGCUUCCUGACAUACAUUACUUCCGAUUUAAUCCUGUUGAUGAUCGAUGUGACAUGGACCUUGAUGAAACAGACCCUGUGGGUUGGUUGAGGUUAGAAACUGCUGCAGAGGAGUACAUCAAACAUAAUUCUGAGGCAUUUAAAAGUGUUUGUCAGAGACUUAUGUGGCCAUACCAACAGGACGAGAGAUUGCCGGAUGGUGUAAAAUCUCAAAUUUCGUCUAACACAAAGUCUGCAAAUGAUGAUAAUAGUCCUUCUUUGGGAUGGAGACGUAAUGUACUUCUUGUGGAAGCUUUGAAUAGUCCAGAUUCUGGAAGAAUUGUGCAUCAUACAACGGCACUCAAAACACUUUGUUCUCGUAGUGGAGUUAGAUUGUCUACCUUAACAGGAACUUCAAAUUCUAGUAAGGCAAUGGCUGGUACCUCAGUAUCCUCCCCAUUUACUUCUCCUAUGUUUACUGGAAGCUUCCCAUCAAGUCCAUUGUUGUAUAGUCCAGAUGUUGUUCAAAGGAUUGGCCGAAUUGACUUGGUGCCACCUAUGUGUUUGAAUGACCAUGAGCCUUUAAGAUUGACUUCUUCGCCCCCAAAAUCUUCGCCAGGACCCAGACAGCUCUCAUUGCCUGUGCAAUCAUUAUCAAAUAAGCUGAAGAGUUCACCACAAGCGGGUAUUGUUCAUUUAGCACUCCAAAGUGACACAAUGGGUUCUGUAAUAAGUUGGCAGAAUGAUGUAUUUGUGGUCGCUGAACCUGGGGAGCUUGCUGAAAAGUUUCUACAGAGUGUUCGUAUUAACGUUUUAUCGUCUGUUAAGGGUAGAAAGGAAAUGUCAAAACUCAACUCCAUCUCAACCAUUGCAGACUUGGUGGCAUAUAAACCUUAUUUCCAAAUUGGUUGUGUUGUCCAUCGGUACAUUGGGCGCCAAACUCAGGUUAUGGAAGAUGACCGUGAAGUUGGAGCAUAUAUGUUUAGGAGGACUGUUCCAUCCAUGCGUCUAACAGCUGAGGAUGUUCCUUGGAUGGCUGGAUCCUGGAGAGACAGAAUUGUAAUCAGCACAGGAAGAUUCGGGUUAGUUAAACCAUUAAUCAAGGCCUUACUAGACUCAGGUGCGAAAGCUGUUAUAUGUCCAACUAGGGAACCUCGUCAUACACAAUCAGAAACUUUGCCUGGGACUAAUGAUUUUGAUGUUUUGGAGAACGGAAAGUUCAGCCUCAAAGAGGAAGCAGAAGAUGAAGAACCACCCGAAGCAUUGAGUCCUACAAGUGACUGGGAAGAUAGUGACCUUGAGAAUAGCACGGAAUCAUCCAAGGUUUUUUGUGACCACGAGGAGGAAGAAUUGACCUCUUUCGUAUGCCACUUAUACGAAGCAUUGUUUAGGGAAGGGGCAACUGUGAAAAGCGCGCUACAAUGUGCUCUUGCUUCACAUCGGAAGUUGAGGUAUUCAAGCCAUCUUCCAAAUAGUAUGCUCUAAUUGUUUAUCAAAUAGUACAACAUUUAUUAACCGUUCUGCAAAUUCAUAAAGCAGGAUGAAUUUCAUUAACUAAUAAGAUUAGGUGAUUAAAAUAAGCCAAUAAGUUAUAUAUUCAUGUCAUAAACUUGAAAUAAGGCUACCUGGCUAGUCUAUAUUACACCUACGCAAAUGCCAAUUUUGUCCAUUGAGGGAAAUUAUUGUUAAGUGUAAAUUUGAAGCAUUUUAUAGAGAAAUGCAGGUACA